AUGCAUGAAAUAGAAACUAGCUUAUAUCUAGGGAGUUUAUAGAAACUAGCCUAAAUUUGUGCUUAAAUUAUAUUUUUAUUGCUUAUUUACUAUUAAAAUGCAGUAAUUGCCUAAUAAUUAUUAUUAUCUUUUAUGGUAAAUUAUAUACAAGAUGCUGAUAAUGAAAGAUUAAUCAGGAAAACUGGGAUAAAAAAUAUUGUCCAAGUCUUAGACAACCCGACAUAUAACAAAAGAUUUAAAGGCAUUAAGUAUUACUAUGUAAGGCUUAGAGAUGAGGAAGAUGAGAAUUUAAUUGAUGAGCUGCCUGAUGCUAUUUAUUUUAUAAAUAGACAAAUAUUAAAAGGAGAAAAAGUUUUAGUGCACUGUGUAGCAGGGGUUUCAAGGAGUCCAGCCAUUGUUAUUGCAUACUUGAUGGCUAAGCAUAAUAUUUUUUAUGAGGAAGCUUAUGGGUUUGUUAAAAGCAAAAGAGACUUUAUCCAGCCAAAUUUAGGGUUUGAGAAACUUACUUACUUACUUAAUUAUCUGGUGUUUAAGGUGUCUAGUGCCGCAGCCCAAAAGGGCCUAUGGCAAAACUGAUGACGUAGGCGAGCCAUCUUGGCACAGGUCAGCCCCGUCCAAGCCUUUCUAUCAACUCCUGCUUCACCGGCCUUGCUGCACGUCUCACCCGGCGCGUUGCCGUCGCCCUUGUCGCUCAACUCAGCUCCUGCGCGUGUUCCGCCUAAGGGUCAUCCUCCCGUGGGGAUGUGCUGAGAGGUAAAAGCCCGAAAUCUUGAGUGGACUGAGGAGUGGUUCCUCUGGUUAUCCCCAGAGUUAAACCGCUAUUGCUGUCCAGAAGUCUUCGAGUGAAAACCUAAGGGUUUGAGAAACAAUUGAUUGAGUAUGGGUAUCAGAGAUUAGAAGAGUACUUGUAA
Blepharisma stoltei is the source of this 911-nucleotide messenger RNA. NCBI's taxonomy places the organism in Eukaryota, Ciliophora, Heterotrichea, Heterotrichida, Blepharismidae. The record is from the annotation of a GenBank genome assembly.